This is a messenger RNA of Syzygium oleosum, 1913 nucleotides long. RefSeq lists its product as uncharacterized. The record is from RefSeq and is a predicted model, not a curated record. The coding region runs from base 250 to 1500 and encodes 416 amino acids. NCBI's taxonomy places the organism in Eukaryota, Viridiplantae, Streptophyta, Magnoliopsida, Myrtales, Myrtaceae. The transcript is spliced from 3 exons.
UCUCAAAGGCUUUCUAUAUAAGCAGACGACAUCCCUAAAUGCUUGCUGGUCCUAACAAGGCAUGUUUUUCCCUCCUUGCCCGGAUCACAUCUCUUUAUUGCUUCAACUUGUGCACAGGGUGAUGGCAAGCCAGGACUCUCUCACUCUGCCUUGCUCGACCCUUUCUGUAUUUCAAGGUUUGGAAUUGGAGUCGUGAAAGAGAAACGCCAAAAGAAGAGCACAAGAGCAGCGAGUGAGGGAUCGACAAAGAUGCCUGCAGUUUGGUUUGCCCUCAAGAGAUCACUGGACUGCAAGUCAAAUCAUCGGUCGGAUGCUCAUGAACCAAGGCUGAGGAGCCUCAACAGCAUCAUCACAAGAAGGCCAAGGUGCGGCUGCUCGAAGUCGAUAUCGCAUCUCCGAGAUGUUGUUCAUGGAAGCAAGAGGCACGCUCAGAAGCCACCAAGCUGUAGCCCAAGAUCCAUUGCCAGCAGCGAGUUCAUCAACCCCAUAACCCAUGAAGUGGUCUUCAAUAACUCGAAAUGCGAAAUUAAGAUCAUGGGUGUCGGAGGCAAAGUCGGUGGGAAUCAUAGCAGGAGCGAUUCGAAUUCAUCGACUUUUGUCGGGACACUUCAUCCUGGAACACCUGGUCCUAGGGGCCAGUACAUGGUUCCAAGCAGUUACAGUUCCCCGAGGUCGAUGAGUACUCCUUCGAGGAGGAUUGGCAGCAGUUCGUCCACGUCUGUCAGUUGCAGAAGCGGCGGUUUCCCAAAGUCCAGGAGUAUUGUAGGCCCUGAUGCUCAUGUUGGAUCUUUGGUUCUCACGUGCCACAAGUGCGGCGAGCGAUUCAAGAAGUUGGAUGCUGUUGAAGCUCAUCAUCUCUCCAAACAUGCUGUAACUGAACUAAGUGAUGGAGAUUCAUCCAAAAAAAUAGUGGAAAUAAUUUGCCAAACAAGCUGGUUGAAGUCUGAGUACAGCAGCUGUGGACAGAUUGAGAGAGUCUUGAAAGUCCACAACAUGCAAAAGACCCUCGCCCGGUUUGAAGAAUAUCGAGAGAUGGUCAAGAUCAGAGCCAGCAAGUUAUCCAAGAAGCACUCCCGUUGUUUGGCCGAUGGAAAUGAGCUCCUAAGAUUCCACAGCACAAUCGUGGCUUGCUCGCUCGGCGUCGGUUCUUCCGCCCUAUGUAAUCUCAACAAUUGUGGUGUUUGUCGAAUUUUGAGACACGGGUUUCCUUCGAAGAAGGAAUUGGCUGGUGGUGCAGGGAUAUUCACUUCAUCCACGAGCGCAAGAGCCAUCGAAUCAAUUAAAUUAGGUGAAGGAGAUGAGUGCCUCAGGAAGGCUCUGCUGGUUUGCAGAGUAAUUGCUGGGAGAGUCCACAAGCCUCUAGAAAACAUUCAUGAAAUGGCGAGCCAAUCUGGGUUCGACUCAUUGGCCGGGAAAGUGGGUCAGUUCUCAAGCAUCGAAGAACUUUAUAUAUGGAAUCCGAAAGCUCUCUUGCCUUGCUUUGUGGUUCAUCAACACUAAACGGUUCUUCACUUUCGCUGUUCUUCUGUGCUUGAGAAGUUGUCUUCCGGUACCGAGUAUUGUCAAGUAUAACCAAAGACUGUUUGAAUAAGUAGGUUUCUAUUAGGAGAACAAAAGCAAGCCCGACUGCAAAAAUUUUGUCAGCUUGAAUAUGUUUGUACAAAAUUUAGAACAUAAAGCUCUCAUGAUAAUCGCGAAAUUAAGCAACUUAAUGGAUGAACAAUUUAAUAUACAUAAUCCACGAAGAUCUUUGGGGUAUUAGAGUAUGUAAUGUCCUGAGUCGAUGCAGAGUUCUGUUUCUUGCAUUAACUGCCGUAUCUUUGGUCGUCGGAUGAGCCUUUCUGUCCAGUCUGGAAAUUGUUGGCCUCCUGUUUUAGGUGAAGUAUUCAUUUAUAUCAUCGAUCUUCUCUCUC